Sesamum indicum (sesame) is the source of this 1879-nucleotide messenger RNA. RefSeq names its product zinc finger CCCH domain-containing protein 48. The record is from RefSeq and is a predicted model, not a curated record. NCBI's taxonomy places the organism in Eukaryota, Viridiplantae, Streptophyta, Magnoliopsida, Lamiales, Pedaliaceae. Gene Ontology annotation, molecular function: protein binding; metal ion binding.
UAUAAGCAGAAAAGGAAAGGAGAAACAUAAAUCUACACACUUUUACACACCAGAACAUCAAAUACAUAAAUCUACUCGCACUUCUUCCACCUCUCCACUCUUUCUCUACAGUCCAAACUCCAUAGUCCUGACCUUUGAGCUGCAAUCGUCAAAGUUAGGGUUACUAAUUCAAUCCAAACUCCCAAAUUUUGAUCCUCUCACUCUCUUUUCUCUUCUUCAAGAUCUCCGUAUACCUAAUCUCACACGAUUAUAACAAAAACCAAUCACAACUUCAUCAGCAACACGUAGGAUUCCCGUUUUGUGUUUUUGUCGUAGUUUUUGCGUGUAGUUGAUCAUGGAUGUGGAUGGGGGGAGGCGGGUCUUCCACAGAAUCGGACCAUCGUCUUCGACCGGUAAUGGUAACAACAAUAGUAAUAAGCAGCAGAAAGUUUGUUUCCACUGGAGACAAGGGAAGUGCACGAGGUUUCCGUGCCCUUUUUUGCACAGCGAACUGCCCGCGGUGGGAAAUGGGAAGAGGGCGCACCAGGGAUUUGGGGCAGAGGAUAAUCAUCGGGGCGGUGGAGGAGGACUCAGGAGGAGUGGGAAUAAUUAUUUUAAUAAAAAUAAUACCUGGGAAAGGGUGAAGUCCCAGCAGCCUGCUGGUAGUAAUAUGAGUGUUGUGAAGAAGAUCGAGAAAUUGUGUAAUCAUUGGGUACAAGGAAGCUGUAAAUUCGGUGAUAAUUGUAAAUAUUUGCAUCAGUGGUCUACUGGGGAUUGCUUUACGCUUUUAGCGCCACUUGAGGGACACCAGCAGGUUGUUACUGGGAUUGCUUUGCCUUCGGGAUCAGAUAAGCUUUACACAGGAAGUCAAGAUGAGACUGUUAGAGUUUGGGACUGUCAAUCUGGUCAGUUGGCAGGCCUGGUGAAUUUGGGAGGUGCAGUAGGUUGUAUGCUAAGUGAAGGUCCAUGGGUUUUUGUGGGUUUAACAAAUCUUGUCAAGGCUUGGAAUGUUGAAAUAUCUGCAGACCUCAGUUUAAGUGGACCUGUUGGACAAGUCUAUUCACUUGUUGUUGGCAGUGAUUUACUCUUUGCGGGAACUCAGGAGGGGACAAUAUUGGCAUGGAAAUUUAAUGCAGCCACCAACUCCUUUGAUCCAGCUGCAUCACUCAAGGGUCAUACUUUGGCUGUUGUGACCCUAGUAGUUGGAGGUAACAGAAUGUACUCUGGCUCCAUGGACCACUCUAUAAGAGUAUGGAGCCUGGAAACAUUGCAGUGCAUACAAACUUUAGCGGCGCACACAGAUGUUGUAAUGUCUGUUUUGUGUUGGGAUCAGUUUCUUUUAUCAGCUUCUUUGGACAAAACUGUAAAGGUUUGGGUUGCAACUGAGACUGGUAGCUUGGAAGCAACAUAUACCCAUACUGAGGAACAUGGUCUAAUCACUCUGUGCGGAAUGCAUGAUUCAGAAGCCAAACCUGUGCUGCUAUGCUCAUGCAAUGAUAAUUCCAUCCGAGUCUAUGAUUUGCCAUCAUUUUCUGAGAGAGGAAGGAUUUUUGGGAAGAAAGAGGUUCGCUCCAUACAGAUUGGUCCUGGUGGUCUAUUUUUCACAGGUGAUGGAUCAGGUCAAGUGAGGGUAUGGAAGUGGUCGGCCGAACCAACUGUCACAUUAUGAGUCGCCAUUUAGAGUAACCAUAUAGAAUCCCUUCUUGCCUCGACUUUUUUCUUUUUUCUCCCAUUGUACUAGUAUGGAAAAUGCCAGUUUUGAUUUAUGUUCUCUCCGGUGGCCAAUUAGGUGGUUGAGUCAUCUGAUUAUCCUCCAUGUAACGUGAUUAUGGCGAAUGAUUAAGCCUCGAAUGCAUUGAGCCAUUUGUACUAUUUAGUAAUGAGAAGUUUGAUAUCAUUU